Molecule: messenger RNA, 1627 nt
Organism: Meriones unguiculatus (Mongolian gerbil)
Lineage: Eukaryota; Metazoa; Chordata; Mammalia; Rodentia; Muridae
Gene: Actl6b
Product: actin like 6B
Exons: 14
Coding region: 399-1436 (345 amino acids)
Biological process (GO): regulation of transcription by RNA polymerase II; nervous system development
Cellular component (GO): SWI/SNF complex; NuA4 histone acetyltransferase complex
Molecular function (GO): chromatin binding
Source: RefSeq, a predicted model, not a curated record
GAGCUGUCCGGCCGCCGGGUGCUGACCGCCGCCGCCACGGGCCGCGCGCCGCGCCGAGGGCACGAUGAGCGGGGGCGUCUACGGCGGAGGUGAGCGGCCGGGGCAGCGGGCUCGCGGCUGCCGGCGCCCCGCUCCGAGCGCGCCCCGGCCUCCUGCGUCCUGCGGCAGGUCCAGCCUGAGAUGAGGUGGGCGCGCUCGUCUUUGACAUCGGCUCCUUCUCCGUCCGCGCGGGCUACGCCGGGGAGGACUGCCCCAAGGCCGACUUCCCCACGACGGUGGGGCUGCUGGCCGCGGAGGACGGGGCCGGGCCGGAGCUGGACGCGGAGAAGGAGAAGAAGGGGAAGACCUUCCACAUCGACACCAACGCCCUGCACGUGCCCCGCGACGGCGCGGAGGUCAUGUCGCCCCUCAAGAACGGCAUGAUUGAGGACUGGGAGUGCUUCCGAGCCAUCCUGGACCACACCUACAGCAAACACGUCAAGUCUGAGCCAAACCUGCACCCGGUGCUCAUGUCGGAGGCCCCGUGGAACACUCGGGCCAAGCGCGAGAAGCUGACGGAGCUGAUGUUUGAGCAGUACAACAUUCCCGCCUUCUUCUUGUGCAAGACAGCCGUGCUCACUGCCUUUGCAAAUGGACGCUCCACGGGCCUGGUGCUGGACAGCGGGGCCACCCACACCACCGCCAUCCCGGUGCAUGACGGCUACGUCCUACAGCAAGGCAUCGUGAAGUCGCCCCUGGCCGGGGACUUCAUCUCCAUGCAGUGCCGGGAGCUCUUCCAGGAAAUGGCCAUCGACAUCAUCCCCCCCUACAUGAUCGCAGCCAAGGAGCCCGUGCGCGAGGGAGCGCCCCCAAACUGGAAGAAGAAGGAGAAGCUGCCCCAAGUCUCCAAGUCCUGGCACAACUACAUGUGUAACGAGGUGAUCCAGGACUUCCAGGCCUCCGUGCUGCAGGUGUCCGACUCCCCGUACGAUGAGCAGGUGGCCGCGCAGAUGCCCACGGUGCACUACGAGAUGCCCAACGGCUACAACACGGACUACGGCGCCGAGCGGCUGCGGAUCCCCGAGGGCCUGUUCGACCCCUCCAACGUCAAGGGCCUGUCCGGCAACACCAUGCUGGGCGUGGGGCACGUGGUCACCACCAGCAUCGGCAUGUGCGACAUCGACGUCCGCCCGGGGCUUUACGGCAGCGUCAUUGUCACGGGCGGAAACACGCUGCUUCAGGGCUUCACCGACAGGCUUAACCGGGAGCUUUCCCAGAAGACCCCACCCAGCAUGCGGCUGAAGCUCAUCGCCAGCAACAGCACCAUGGAGCGCAAGUUCAGCCCCUGGAUCGGCGGCUCCAUCCUGGCCUCGCUGGGAACGUUCCAGCAGAUGUGGAUCUCCAAGCAGGAAUACGAGGAGGGGGGGAAGCAGUGCGUGGAGCGGAAGUGCCCCUGAGGCUGCCCCGCCCCUCCGCAGAGAGCUGCCCACCCCCGCUGCGGCGUUUGGGGAGACGCCCGAGGGGCGGUCUGCCAGCUGGGAACCCAGAAGCGCUGAACCCCCGUUUCCCCUUGCCCUCUCUCUUAACCGCGUCUUCUUAGCCUGCUGUUUCUGAGUUGAAAGAAUAAAAGCCUUUUAAGAAAAUAGAA